AUGCCCACAAGAAGCAAAUGCAUUCAGAACUCACACGAUCGUAGCAUUUCCCCCACCCCCGCAGACUUCGUCUGGAUAUGCGCCGCCCAAGUACAGUUACCCUCCCCUCCAACUCAAUCGCCUCCUCCCGGUGGCACCGUCCAAGCAUAUCCCGGGCCUCCAUCAUCGGUCAGCUCGCCUGUGCCCACCCCGCCGGUCAACGAAAAGCAGCAGUACUUGCAGCAAAAAUAUGUCCAGCGUAAUGCAUAUGCUCAACAGGUGGACGAUGCCGCAACUGCGACGCCAAAACCAAGGGCACCGUCCUUGUCUCAUAAGACUGCGCCCGCAGUCCAGCUACCUGGCGCUCCUACACCGGGACAGUUUGUGGGAGCCCAAGCAACCAACGAGGACAAUGUGGGAACCUUUAAUGGAGGAAGCUACAGAAUCAGCCAUCGGGAUUCUAACUCACUGUUGACAAUUCAACUCGCAGUGGGUUGUCCACUGAAAGCGAAGCCAGGUGUCAUGAUUGCCAUGUCCACGACCAUGAGUCUGAGGGGUGAGCUCACAUUUGGAUGGAAGAAGCUCAUUGCUGGCGGUGAAUUGGCGAUGUCGCAUUAUACAGGGCCCGGCGAGCUCUUGUUAGCACCAUCGGUCCUAGGAGAUAUGAUGGUGCUCCGUCUAGACGGCGAGCAGGAGUGGAAACUCGGCAGAGACGCUUUCGUGGCCAUGACAUCGGGAGUGACGCAUGACUAUGUAAGACAAGGUAUUGCGAAAGCAUUCUUCUCGGGAGAAGGCCUGUUCAUCUAUAAGUUCGGCGGAAAGGGCUUGCUAUGGCUCCAGAGUUUUGGCGCAAUUGUUCGGAAAGAUCUCAAAGAAAAGGAAGAGUACUUUGUCGACAAUGGCCAUCUCGUUGGCUGGAACUGCAAAUACAAAAUCGAGCGUGCCGCGGCGGGUGGUAUCAUCUCCGGCUUGAGCUCCGGGGAAGGUCUUGCCUGCAGAUUCGAAGGCCCGGGAACGGUGUAUAUUCAAACACGGAAUCUCAACGUCUUUGCCAAGCAAAUGAAGAUCAGCACGGCGAGUGGUUAA
This is a messenger RNA of Penicillium diatomitis, 1065 nucleotides long. RefSeq names its product AIM24 family protein. The record is from RefSeq and is a predicted model, not a curated record. The coding region runs from base 1 to 1065 and encodes 354 amino acids. Lineage: Eukaryota; Fungi; Ascomycota; Eurotiomycetes; Eurotiales; Aspergillaceae. The transcript is spliced from 3 exons.